Monascus purpureus is the source of this 7034-nucleotide messenger RNA. The record is from the annotation of a GenBank genome assembly. Lineage: Eukaryota; Fungi; Ascomycota; Eurotiomycetes; Eurotiales; Aspergillaceae.
CUUAGCUGUUCUUUCAUUCAUAGAUUUUUAGGCGAUAAGCAUGCUUCACAUUUGCCCCAAAUAUCGAGGCUAAACGCUCUGUGUUUCACGAGUCCCUCUUCUUUCGCGCUCUCUUGGUCGUUCCCUGGCCUGCGCAACAAUGCCUUCACGAAAACCCAGCAAGUAUGGGAACAAAUUCAGAUCAAGCACUGCGAAAUUUCAGGCAAAGCGGACAAAAGCGGUUGAAUUUUCCUCACUCCGUUCGACGGAAGCUACCUCCCAAGAUGAGAAAUUCGAAGCAAUCCGACUCGCAGACGGCAUCGAUGAAAGCCUGGGCUUUCCACGGUUUGACUCCGGCGAGAAACGGGUCGGCUGGCUUAUAAAUAUGCACAGCACGUCGAUUAAGGAUCCGAAUAUUCCAGGAGGUCGUGCGGGUGUGGAUUAUUAUUUUCUGGAAGAUGAUGGAGGGAGUUUCAAGGCCACUGUCGAGUACGACCCUUAUUUUCUCAUCGCCGUUAAAAUGGGUCAUGAGGCAGAGGUCGAAGAGUGGUGCAGGAGGAUGUUUGAUGGAUUGGUAAAGAAUAUCAGGCGCGUUGAGAAAGAGGAUCUCCAGAUGCCCAACCACCUGCUUGGAUAUCGAAGACAGUUCCUUGAACUGAGUUUUCCGAAUGUAAGCACGUUGCUGGAAGUGCGCAAAACUAUAUUACCGCUUGCAGAAAAGAAUAAAAAGAGUAUGAGCGCCAUGGAUGCAUAUACUGAAAUUGCCAGUGCAAAUGCUGGUUUCGAUCUUUUUGAUGACGAAUUAAUUUAUGAGACACGACCUAAUGGGAACUUGCAUGCAAGUGAUUUUAUUAUUGAUAUUCGAGAAUACGAUGUUCCUUACCACGUUAGAGUUGCAAUUGACAAAGAUAUUCGUAUAGGGAAAUGGUACACUGUAGAAGCGAAGCACGGCGUUAUUUCCUUGACAUGCUUGGAAGAGCGACUUCAGCGAGCUGAUCCCGUCAUCCUCGCCUUCGAUAUUGAGACAACAAAGUUACCUCUUAAAUUCCCAGAUUCUGUGACUGACCAAAUCAUGAUGAUAUCUUACAUGAUUGACGGUCAAGGGUUUUUAAUCACAAACCGGGAAAUAGUCUCUGAGGAUAUCGAAGAUUUCGAGUACACACCAAAACCAGAAUACAGUGGGCCGUUUGUGAUCUUCAAUGAGCCAGACGAAAGAAGCGUUCUUGAACGGUUCUUUGGCCAUAUUAAAGAAGCAAAACCAACGGUUAUUGCCACAUACAACGGUGACUUUUUCGAUUGGCCAUUUGUUGAAGCCAGAGCAAGUGUCUUGGGAAUUGAUAUGUAUACAGAAAUUGGAUUUCGGAAGAACAGCGAAGACAUCUAUCAAAGCGAUCACUGUGUACACAUGGACUGCUUUGCCUGGGUCAAUCGUGACAGUUAUCUCCCUCAAGGAAGUCGUGGUUUGAAAGCUGUCACAGUUGCGAAGCUUGGCUAUGACCCCGAUGAACUCGAUCCUGAAUUGAUGACACCAUAUGCGAGCGAGCGUCCACAGACACUGGCUGAAUAUUCAGUUUCCGAUGCUGUCGCUACAUAUUACCUAUAUAUGAAAUAUGUGCACCCAUUCAUAUUUUCGCUCUGCACAAUUCUUCCCAUAAACCCUGACGAUACACUGCGUAAAGGAACGGGUACUCUGUGUGAGCUGUUGCUUAUGGUGCAGGCCUAUAAGCACGAAAUUAUACUACCGAACAAACACAAAGAUCCUCCAGAGUCGUUCUACGAAGGCCAUUUGCUUGAAUCAGAGACCUAUGUUGGUGGUCACGUCGAAAGUAUAGAGGCCGGUGUAUUUAGGAGCGACAUUCCCUACACUUUUACUAUUGAUCCCACAGCUAUUGACCAGCUUCUAAAUGACCUUGAUCAUGCUUUGAAGUUCAGCAUUGAAGUGGAAGAGAAAAAGUCUCUCGAAGAUGUGGUAAACUACGACGAAGUAAGAGCCCAGAUCGCAGAGCGAUUGCUCGACUUGAAGAACAACCCACACAGAGACGAGGUGCCCUUCAUAUAUCACUUGGAUGUUGCUGCCAUGUAUCCCAACAUUAUGAUUACAAAUCGGCUGCAACCAGAUUCGAUGAUUCAGGAAUCCGACUGUGCUGCUUGCGACUUUAAUCGUCCUGGUAAGAAGUGUGAUAGACGAUUGCCGUGGGCAUGGCGAGGCGAGUUUCUUCCAGCCAAACGUGACGAAUAUAACAUGAUCCGGCAUGCAGUUUCAAAUGAGAAAUUCCCUGGGAGAACCAGGAAUGCUCCUAUGAGGACAUUUGAGGAUUUGAGUAUCGAGGAGCAAGCCUCUGCUGUGAAGAAGCGGCUUCAGGAUUACAGCAAAAAGAUUUACCAUAAAAUCCAUGACAGCAAGACGAUAGAGCGAGAGGCAAUUAUCUGUCAACGCGAAAACCCCUUCUACGUGGACACAGUCCGCAGCUUCCGAGACCGGAGAUACGAAUUCAAGGGAAAGCAGAAGGUGUGGAAGAACAAAACGGAGAGCCUUAAGUCUGGAGGUGCUUCUUCCUCAGAAAUUGAGGAAGCGAAAAAGAUGAUCGUUCUCUUCGAUUCCCUACAGCUUGCUCACAAGGUCAUUUUGAACAGUUUCUAUGGCUAUGUGAUGAGAAAGGGUUCUCGGUGGUAUUCGAUGGAGAUGGCUGGAGUGACCUGUCUUACUGGUGCUCACAUCAUUCAGAUGGCCCGGGAGCUCGUUGAACGGAUCGGCCGACCUCUGGAGCUUGAUACUGAUGGUAUUUGGUGUAUGCUUCCCGGAUCGUUUCCCGAGAACUUCUCGUUUACCCUGAAGAAUGGCAAGAAAUUGGGAGUCUCAUACCCCUGUGUCAUGUUGAACCAUCUCGUUCAUGGGAGAUUCACGAACCACCAGUACCAAACACUCAUCGAUCCCGCGACAUUCAAAUACGAAACGCGCAGCGAUAACUCUAUUUUCUUUGAAGUCGAUGGACCGUACAGGGCAAUGAUUUUACCUACUUCGAAGGAAGAAAACAAGAACCUGAAGAAGCGUUAUGCCGUUUUCAACCAUGACGGGUCUUUGGCGGAACUGAAAGGAUUCGAAGUGAAACGGAGAGGAGAACUGAAGCUGAUUAAAAUCUUCCAAACGCAAAUCUUUCGGUUCUUCUUGGAAGGGACCACACUUCCAGAGACGUACGCUGCCGUGGCCCGCGUGGCUGACAGGUGGUUAGACGUACUCUACGAGCACGGGUCGACGCUUGCAGAUGAGGAACUCAUCGACCUCAUUUCUGAGAAUAGGAGUAUGACCAAGACUCUUGAAGAAUACGGCAAUCAGAAGUCUACAUCUAUCACGACCGCAAGGCGUCUGGCGGAGUUCUUGGGAGAGCAAAUGGUCAAGGAUAAAGGUCUCAACUGCAAAUACAUCAUAUCUGCAAAGCCACGAAAUACACCUGUCACAGACCGCGCUAUUCCCGUGACGAUAUUUUCAGCCGAGGAGCAUGUCAAACGAUUCUUCCUACGGAAAUGGCUGAAGGAUGAUCCUGGUGACAUGGACCCUCGGAGUGUAAUCGACUGGGACUACUAUUUGGAACGCUUGGGCUCCGUAGUGCAGAAGCUCAUUACAAUCCCAGCUGCUCUCCAGAAGAUCCGCAAUCCGGUUCCCAGGGUUUCGCAUCCGGAUUGGCUGCAGCGGCGAAUCAACCUUAAGGAUGACAAGUUUAAGCAGAAAAAGAUGACUGAUUUGUUUGAGAAAGGCGAGAAGGCCCCCCUAUCUGAUAUAUCGACAAAUAUCCUCGACCAUCGUGUUCAACAUUCAGGCGACCUGGAAGAAGUGACAGCGAGCUCGGGUGAGAAGCUGAAGUCGUCUCCCGAUGGGGGAAAGGUCUCACAGAAAAGGAAGUACCCCGAGGGACUUUCUAAGACAUCGCUCGAUCCCUUCGCCAGUCUUCCUUCGACAAUGCCUUUAAUCACAGAGGAUUAUGUAGGAUUCCUUAAAUACCAGAAACAGAAAUGGAAGAUCCAGAAACAAGCUCGAAUUCGCCGCCGUCAACUUUUCGGGGAGAGAACCAACGUCACUUCCGACAGCUUGAGCAAUUUCUUCCGAAGUCAAGCUGAGCUGCUGUAUGUUAAGACCUGGCAAAUCCUGCAGCUCUGCGACACUGGCAUGGCUGGCUUCGUUCGUGCCUUUGUUUUAAUCGAUCAGAAGGUCCACGCUCUCACUGUCAAGGUUCCACGGCAGCUCUUUGUUAACUUAAAGCGAGACUCACUGCCUGAUGUCGACGUCCCGGACUGUGAUGUAGAAAAAGUCAAUUACACGUUGCCGAAUGGACACCCGUCGGUUCACCUGUUCAAGAUGACUUUGUCCGAGGAAACAUACCUGAAUCAAGCGGACAAUAUUGAUCGUCUUCUGCAACAUCCUAGCGUUGAGGGCGUCUAUGAAAAGAACAUUCCACUUAGUGAACGGGCUGUGUUGAAGCUGGGGAGUCUGUGCACCUUCGAUGAAGAGCAAUGCGGAGUCCUGGGAGAAGGGUUGGAGAAAGGAUUUGACCUUUCCACGUUACUUCGUGCUUCAUCCGAUCAGAAAUAUCUGAUGGACUCACCUUUGGCGUAUUAUUACCUGUAUCAUGUCGUCUCGGGCGACAGACAGGUAUUUGCCAUUUUCUCAACAACGAAGAACGAGGCACAUAUUGUGAUUGCGAACCGCACGAGAGAAGUGCAGGGACUGCCCAACGUUGACAAGAUCUAUUCAGAUCUUCUGGCACGGAAAAUGAAAGCUACAGCUGGGGACCAGUCGCAGAAUGCGUUCCAAUACCAGGAGAAGAUUCAUUUUAAAACCAUUCAGGUAACGACGAGAAGAAAGGCCUACCUGGAAGUUGGCGACCUGUUUAAGAAACUCCGAAGCGAGGAGAGCCAGCCAGUGGUGCUCGUUGUGCAAUCCCAGCAGAAAAGCCGCCUAUGCCACGAUAUCCCGAUCUUGAAGGAGUACCCAAUCCUGUCUGUUAAACCGGAAGUAUCUGAUAUGGACCUUCCUCCGCUAGGUUGGCAGUCUUUCAUUGCGAAACGGCUGGUCACUCACUAUUUAUAUCUGGCCGCGUGGAUCCAACACUUGACCCUGCUAGCAAGAUACGGUGACGUGCCACUAUGCAAUCUUGACAGUGACGACCCCCGAUAUCUUAUUGAUAUCUCCUACGCAAGACGACUACAGCAAAACAACGUUGUGCUGUGGUGGUCCUCCGGGCCAUUGCCAGACCAUGCAGGAUAUGAGAAAGAUGACAUUCAGGGUGCUACAGAGAGGGUAGAUAUGCCAUCGAUCAAUACUCCAGGCGCAUAUUCGACCGUCUGUAUUGAGUUGGACGUCCGCAACCUGGCGAUCAACACCAUUCUUACGUCAUCCAUCAUCAAUGAACUGGAAGGAAGUGAUUCGUUCCUGGCAUCUGGACCGUCAGCAGAGGGCGAUGGAUCCGGGGUGCUUUAUUCGGAGAAGGCAUUUGCCUCGGCAGGUGCACACGUUCUGCGCGAGAUGGUAAAGCAUUGGUGGACGGAAGCCUGUGAAGGGAACAGUAUGGCAGACAUCAUGGUCCAGCACCUUAUCCGAUGGGUCGAGAGCCCUACCUCCUGCCUUUAUGAUCGAUCACUGCAUAACUAUGUGCGUUUGAUGUCGAAGAAGUCGUUCCAGCAGUUGAUGGCUGAGUUCCGGCGCGUCGGUUCAAAUGUCGUCUUCGCAAGUCCCACUCGUCUCCUGCUCCAGACGACGAAGACGGAAGUUGGCAAUGCUUAUGCAUAUAGUCAGUAUAUCCUUAAAUCGAUCCGGGGCAAUCCCUCCUUCCAUUUUAUCGAUCUCGAGAUCAAGGAGUACUGGGAUUACCUCGUAUGGUACGAUGAGUACAACUACGGGGGUAAGGGGUGUAGGGAAGUAAUCGAGUCUGAGAAUCAAGAGCUGGAGACAGUUAUGCAUUGGCAAUUAAGCCGGUUCCUGCCGGGUCGUAUGCAGACUAUCUUCCAUGACUGGGUUGUCGAGUACAUCGAGCUGAUGCAUGGUCUCAAACGACCGGAGGUGGACGAUUCAUCCACCCCUCGACCGACACAGAUCCCCAUCGGACGCCCUGCUGACACAGACGGCGAUGAGAUCACGUCCAUACUGACGGAUCGGUUCUCAAAGCCACUGAAGAAGCAAAUAUUGGGUCUUAUUCGCCGACAGCGCGACGAGCUCUUGCACCCGGAGCUGGCAUCUGACUAUGCUUUCCCGGAGCUCCCCGGUGUGCUGGUGGACCCGAAUGACGACAAGCGCAAUCCAACACUGGAACUUGUGAAGCUACUGAUGCAGAUUCUGAGUCUAUCGAAGCUGACAACUCUCGAGACGCGGCUUCUCCGGCGCGAAUUACUAGCGCUCUUCGAGGUCCGGGAGUUCAGCAAAGAAGGUCGAUUCGAGAACCCGAGCGGGAGCCUGAAGCUUCCCGAACUGACAUGCAGCAGCUGCUGUUUGAUUCGGGACCUGGAUCUCUGCAGGGAUGAAGAUGUCCUCCCAGACCUCGAGUCAGACGGCAACAAGACUGCGAAGCCCUGGCGUUGCUCCUUCUGCCAUACCGAGUAUGACCGGUUGGCGCAGGAAGAGAUCCUGAUCGGUCAGGUCCAAAGUCUAGUAGUCAUGUGGCAGGUUCAAGACCUCAAGUGUUCCAAGUGUGGAAGUCUCAAGGUCAGCGACUUCAUGGAGCACUGUUCGUGCAGCGGUGUUUGGGUGGAGACCAUGAACAGGAAGGAGGUCGAGAAGAAGUUGCGUGUUCUGGCGAGCGUGGCGAAGUUCUACGGUUUGAAACUGCUGGAAGGAGUCGUUGACGAGGUGCUGGAAGGGAUAUAAGGCAUUGAUAUACAGGCGUUGGAGCAACAGAGGCGUUACGGACUGAUUUAAGACUGCAAAUAUCGUUAAUAGCUAUCAUUGUUAGACUGUAAAGCGAGGGCCUGUGAAUUUCCCUUCUUGAGUUAGUUUUGCCGUUUUCGGUUUUCGGAUAUUAAUAAGCAACUUGGCGCCAAGACCCACUACAGGACCCCAAACUGUAUCC